Messenger RNA from Ascochyta rabiei, 903 nucleotides. RefSeq lists its product as uncharacterized. The transcript has 3 exons. NCBI's taxonomy places the organism in Eukaryota, Fungi, Ascomycota, Dothideomycetes, Pleosporales, Didymellaceae. Gene Ontology annotation, cellular component: membrane. The record is from RefSeq and is a predicted model, not a curated record. Bases 1 to 903 code for a protein of 300 amino acids.
AUGGCUCGCUACACCAGGAAACAGAUCGUCACCUUCAUCAGCAUCGUAUACCUCGUCUUUGCGACCGCCAUGGCAGGAUACGCAAGCUCUCGCGCCAACCGCCUCUCUGUGCCCAUCUCUGAUACCCUCACCGGCUUCACGACCGCUCUUCCCGUCAUUUCUGGCCUUCUCCUCGAGUGCGGUUACGAUCUCACGCGUCGCAAAGAGCGCCGUGCCCACAUGGAGCGGGGUGAAAUCCAGCGCCCGCCAUUCGUCAUCGUCGCCAACUUCUUCAUCUUCAUCUACUCAACCGUCGUUAUUACGCUGCUGGGCACGCAUGCAGCCCCACCCUCGGAGCUGGACUGUGGACUGCGACGGCAAUGGCAAACCCUCUUCAGGCACAAAGAUUCAAGUGCAAUCCGGACAAUCCAAGACCAGUACAACUGUUGCGGCUUCGCCAACUCAAAAGACAUGGCCUGGCCGUUCCCAGACAAGAGCCACAAGCCUGACUCUUGCCAAGAGUCGUUCGGACGGACCAACGGCUGCAUGGGAUCGUGGAAGGCUGAAGAGCAGCAUAUUGCGGGCUUGUUGAUGGGAGUCGUGGGUUUGGUGGCAGUAUGGGCGUUCGCCAUCAUUGCCAUUCCCACGCAACGCGAGACUUGGUUGCACAAGAUCGCCCCAGAACGAGUAUCGGAAUUCAUCGCCGCCGAAGAGCACGGCAGCACUGGCGAACGACGCCGCAUCAAUUACUUGCCGGACACCAAUCGCUACUCAGACCGCUUUCAGGAGGACGAUGACGAGACAACUCCACUAAGCCCUGAGAAUCGACGCGCCCUUGAGACUGGCAAUGCUCAAGUCGGGACAGGUUUGCCAGGCAAUGUGGCCAUGGACGCUCCAGCGACCGAGGAGUGGGCAAGGGCCUAA